AUGUCAACCGUCACAGAGAUGGCUACCUCCUCCCGACUUCAAUUAACGUGUCCUGUUGGAAAGGCCGUCAUGGAGCCGCGCGAGGAGGUGGCACUGUCAGACGGUGCGCCACAGCCGCCGGGAAGGACCUGCAGGAUUGAAGUACCUAACGGCCUUGUGCGUGUCCUCAAGUUGGGCGACGGCUGGUCGCAGCACCCCUGCCCUACCGCCACCAUGCCUAUCUUCACCCCUUCACGCCUGGCCAUCAUCGUCCUCUCCUCUUCGCUCGUGAUCCUUCUCUGGACAUUUGGACUGUCGAGACCGCUUGCGGCGCCUGCGCUGCCUAUAAUCGACCACCAUGGCCAGGAGAUUGCGUCUACUGUGACCCUGCCAUCCACCACGCCAUAUACACACACGACAGCACAUAGAAGUAUUGCUCCAGGGGCGACGAGCGUACCGGAGCAUGACAAGGAUGGUGUUCGGUGGAAAGAUAGGAUGAAUGGAACAGUAUCUGAGCCCUACAAGGAAACCAUACAACCGCCUACACACGGUGUCGCCGACUUCUGCAAGGAUGCACCGGGCGCGCGGCAUAUCAUGGUCGUCAUGAAAACGUCAAAAGCAGAAAUCAAGAGCAGACUACCAACACACCUCGAGAGCUUGCUUGAAUGCGUACCCAACUUUGCCAUCUUCAGCGACCAUUCGGGCGAAAUCAACGGCUACACGGUGCACAAUGCCCUCGAGCCCAUCAGCGGUGACACGAAGCGAAAUUACGAAGAAUUCCACGAAUACCAGCUCAUGCAUGCAGACACCGAACACGAGCCUGACAUGGCCAAGACCAAGGCGUUGGACAAGUGGAAGUUCUUGCCCAUGGUGUAUCAAGCAUACCACCUACGACCCAGUGCGAGGUUCUUCAUUUUCAUCGAAGCCGACACGAGUCUGAGCUGGACCAAUCUCCUGCAGUGGGCGGGACGACUCGAUUACCGGAUACCAUAUCACAGCGGAGCACCCACCUACAUGGGCGGGGUCCAGAUUGCACAGCGAGGCUCGGGCAUUCUACUAUCCCAGGCUGCCAUGCGACGAUAUGCCAAAUCUUACGACGAGUUAUAUGAGUCGAAAUGGGAGCCACAGGUCGCCAAGGAAUGUUGCGGUGAUCUACUCCUGACCAAGGCGCUCAACGAUGCACAUGUUGAACUCUACACCUCCUGGCCAAUGCUCCAGACUGAACAGCCAAGCACACUUGACUACACAAAAAAGAUCUGGUGUUCGCCUGCUAUAUCAUGGCACCAUGUGCUUGGCGACGAUCUCAAAGGCAUGUGGGAAAAUGAGAAGAAAUGGGUAGCAGCCAAGGGCUGGAAGGAACCCUAUUUGUACCGUGACGCCUUCGCUGACUACGUGGCCUCGCACAUGGAAGCACAAAAAGUUGAUUGGGACAACCUCAGUACUGACACGAAGAUUGUCGCGCCGCAGGGUCGCCAGAAGCAACUCAAAGAAGAAGAAGAGCGCAAGAAGAAACAUGAAGAGGAGGAAGCAGAGAAGAAGAAGCACGAAGUGGAGGCAGAGAGGGAGAAAACAGAACAGGGCAAGCAAGAUGAGGAGAAAUCUCCCGAGUCCCUUCGACCCAGUGAAGAGACCGCGGAAGAUGAAAAAAAGCCUACAUCCACGCAAACCAUACCAGCCCCCACAGAUACAAGCACCACAGUCUCGAGCCCAUCCCCACCCCCGCAUCAAAACCGCGCCCCCGCCCCCGCCGACGACAACGACAACCAACCCCCCAAUUGGGACAAACUCACUUCCCUGUUCCUCAACGCGGGUGACUCAGCCGCCCGCUGCCAAAAAGCCUGCAUCGAUGUCCCAGACUGCUUGCAAUGGCGCUACACCACUUUUGGCGACGGCGAGUGCCACCUAGGCAAGGUGUUGCGUCUCGGUGCGAAGAAGGCGCCAAAGAGCGAUGUCAAGUGGACGAGUGGGUGGCUUGUGGAGAGGACGGGGAAGGUGACGAAGGAUUGGAAGUGUAAAAAGCCGCAAUGGAAAUUUUAUCAGUGA
Messenger RNA from Plenodomus lingam JN3, 2022 nucleotides. RefSeq lists its product as uncharacterized. Lineage: Eukaryota; Fungi; Ascomycota; Dothideomycetes; Pleosporales; Leptosphaeriaceae. The record is from RefSeq and is a predicted model, not a curated record. Gene Ontology annotation, molecular function: N-acetylgalactosaminide beta-1,3-galactosyltransferase activity.